GCGUCUGCAUUCUCUCUCGCUGUCUGUCUGUCCGUCCGCCCGCCUGCUCCUGCCUCCUCAACUCAGCCUCUGCUGGUUCCCAGUGCGGCUGGAAGCUGGCUUUCCGGCGUCAGGGGGUUUCAGUGCCUUCCCCUCGGUGGGGGUGGGGGUGUGUGCGUUCAGGUCAGCGUCCUGAGGGGGUGCGUGUAUCUGGCAUGCCUAGGACUGGAGCGAUCAACAUUCAUCUGUGAUACACCAGACGAGCGAGCUGACUCCGCCUGGCAGCCAGGGAGGGUUUUUACACCAGAGUCUGCUGAGGUUUAGGGGCUAGCCGAGGGAAGCAGGGAGCAAGCUCUGCUGUUCCCUCUCCACCGAUGGAUCUACAGGGGAUGGGCACCAGCUGCGCCAGGGACUGAGAUCCAUUCAGCUCACUUGCCUCUCCCAAAAGAAUCUUUAGUUCACUCCUUCCGCCCCGUCAGUGACUUUCCAGGGAGAAUCUCUCCUUCCCCUUUGCUGGAUGGUGGAAGAAGGCGUGGGCAGCGGGGACAGGGCACCCCAUAGGGGACUGCGGGGACCCCGUCGUCCUCUGGCUGCGCCGAGGAACAUGUCGGUGGUGGGCAAGGCCCUGUGGAGUGUGGAGCGGGCGGGGAAGGGCUGGCGGUUUGAGCAGCCCAUCGGUGUGGACUGCAGCUCACCUGAGCCCCGCUGCAUCUGGUUGACCAGCCUGCGGAAUGACAAUGCCGACCUGGCGCAUAGGUACCGUGCCGGGGCCGCCCUCCCUAGGCAGAAACGCCGCUCGCACCCUCAGCUGGAGACACGCCACAUGCCGACGCUGGGCCGGAGAGAUGGGACCUCUCCGAAUGACAACGCCCCUCUGGAGGAGCCCUUCCCCUGGGUGGGGCCGAAGACGGUGCUGCUGCGGAAGAGCUCGCAGGGGGGGUUCGGCUUCACCCUCCGACAUUUCAUCGUACCCCCAGAGUCGGCGGUCCAUUCCGAUGUCAAGGAGGAAGAGAAUGGAAACCGAGGAGGUCCCCAGCGGAGCCGCCUGGAGCCCAUGGACACCAUCUUUGUGAAGAACGUGAGGGCAGACGGGCCUGCGCACCAGGCCGGCCUCCGCACAGGAGACCGGCUUGUCAAGGUGAACGGCGAGAGCAUCAUCGGGAAAACCUACUCCCAGGUCAUAGCGCUGAUCCAGAACAGUGAUGAUGCCUUGGAGCUCUCCAUCAUGCCCAAAGACGAGGACGUCCUCCAGCUGGCCUAUUCUCAGGAUGCCUACUUGAAGGGCAAUGAACCCUACUCCGGGGGAGCCCAGAGCAUCCCGGAGCCACCUCCCAUCUGUUACCCUCGGAAGACCUACCUGUUCCAGUCCAGGGCUCCCAGCCGGGAGGCGAUGGUAGCUGAGCCUUUGCAGGGACAGCAGGCGGACGGCAGACCCUACCGGCCUGCUUCUUCAGGCCCAUCUUCCCCCUUGAACAGCGCGGCGCUCGGCAGCCCCAUGCCCACCACCUGGAACGAGGCCAGAAGCGACACUGCUCGGGAGUUCGGCAGCACCCAUUCCAGCCCGGCCCACCGCACGGAGGAGAUCCAGUAUGGAAUGACCCAGCCGAGGCCCGGGAUGCCCGUCGCAAGGCCGGUCCCAGCCCCCAGCUCCUUCUCGCGCGCCUCCAACACCAGCUUCCCAGGUCCCCUUGCUUCUUCCUUGCCAGAGAGGUACGGCGUCCCGACUGCUUCCUCCAUGGCCAACCAGGCCUGCUACGGGGUCCCCAGGCAUCUCCCAGACCAUCGGACUCACUGUGGCUUCAAGGACAGCCGGGAUGCCAGCACGGGGCCUGACGGCCCGGGCCGCCCCUCCUGGGAGUAUCUGGGUGGCCCCAAGGCCAUCAGACGGCUGGAGUGCCAGCAGGCGCUCUCCAACUGGCUGUCCAGCCAAGUACCGCGCCGGAGCGCCUCGGAAGAGCGGAGGUACGUGAUGCCGCCCCGGUACCGCAGCGUCUCUCAGGACCGCCUGGGAGACACGGCCUCCAGAGGCUGGCCCCACAGUGCCUCACAAGACACCUUGCUUCAGCCCAGCCACGACAGCUGGGGCUACCGGGCCCGGUCCGACAAUUCCCUGGGGAGGUACGGGCGCUCCAUGGAGACUCUGGAGCAGAGUGCCCUGGUCUCGCCCCGCCUGGACAAGUGCACAUGGCUGCCAGAGAAGUUCUAUAGGCCGGGCCCCGGGCAAGUUGCCCAAGCUCAGCCUAGCCAGCCAAGUUCGUACGCCCCCUCUUGCUCCUCUCGAGACCCUCCCCCCGCCCACGUGCAGAAACACCCUUCCCAGCCCAACCUGCGGAGCGCCGACGACUCGGGGUACAUCGGGUAUAGGAGCUACAGCCCCUCCUUCCAGCGCAGGACUGGCCUACUCCACGCGCUCUCCUUCAGGGACCCUAUCUUUGGUGGCCUUCCAGUGUUCAAUAUAUCUCAAAGGCAAGGAACCCAACCAGCACCUUACCCGGACAGGUCCCCGUCACUGCCAACUGCCGCCCCCCCUGGCCCGGACCACCUGCCGGGCAGCGGGCCCGAGAUCCCCAAGGACCAAAGAACCUCCAGCCAAGACAGCAGCGCCAGGUCUCUCCAGCCGGCUCUGCCUCAGCCCGAGGCGGAGGAGAGGAAAGAGGAGGUGGUCCUCCGGCAGAAGCCUCCCACGGGCCGCAAGGCGCCGGCCCCCGCCAGGCAGAUGAACUUCAUCUUCCCCGACCACAUGAAGGAGACGGACAUUUGCGACCCGCCGCCGAGCUGCAAAGGGGACAAGCCGGCGGCGGAGCGGCCCGCUCGGCGGGUGGCACCGUUGGCGGUGCCAGAGGAUUCCCUGGCAUCCAUUCCAUUUAUAGACGAGCCGACGAGCCCCAGUAUCGACCUGAAGGCAAAGCACAUCCCCGCCUCCUCCGUCGUCUCCAGUGCCGUGAACUCAGCCCCCUCGAUCACCGGCAGCCCCUCCUCACCCGCCUUCACCUUCGCCAUCAGCCGCCAUUACUCCCAGGACUGCAGCAGCAUCAAAGCCAGUCGCCGAUCCUCCUACCUCCUGGCCAUAACAACAGAGCGCUCCAAGUCAUGUGACGAUGGUCUGAACACAUUUCGUGACGAGGGGAAGAUCCUAAGGAGGAUGCCAAGCCGGGUGCCGAGUCUCCGCAUGCUGAGGAGUUUCUUCACAGACGGGUCUCUGGACAGCCUCGGAAUGUCUGAAGACACGCGAUCAAAGAGGCACUCGACCUCCGACCUCUCGGACGUGACUUUCAGCGACGUGAGGAAAGAGGGCUGGCUCCACUACAAACAGAUCCUCACCAAAAAGGGGAAGAAAGUUGGUGGGGGCAUCCGGCAGUGGAAGCGCGUCUUCGCCGUUCUCCGCGCACACUCACUUUACCUGUGCAAGGACAGGCGGGAGGCCGUGACGUACACGCCGCCCCAAGGUGAGGAGGAGCAGCCGAUCAGCAUCCGAGCGUGCCUGGUGGACAUUUCCUACAGCGAGACCAAGAGGAAGCACGUCUUCCGGCUGACGACCGCUGACUUCUGUGAAUAUCUCUUUCAGGCAGAGGAUCGGGACGACAUGCUGGCCUGGAUCAAAGUCGUCAGGGAGAACAGCAAGGCCGAGGGCGAGGACCCCGGGUUUGCAAGCCAAGCGCUUAUCAACAAGAAGCUAAAUGACUACCGGAAAGUGAGCCCCUCUGGAAUGAAACCAGACUCUUCCCCCAAGGGCUCGCGCGGGCUGGGGAUCAAGGCCGAGUUCCUGAAGCAGACGGGGACGAGCGCCCCCCGCUCCCCGAGGCAGGACACGGCCGUGACUAAAGAUGACGGUGCCCCCCAGAAAGCCCCUUGGGGCAUCAACAUCAUGAAAAAGAACAAGAAACCUGCUCCACGGGCCUUCGGCGUGAGGCUGGAGGACUGUCAGCCCGCCCCAGCCAACAAGAACAUCCCGCUGAUCGUGGAGGCCUGCUGCAAGGUGGUGGAGGACAAGGGCCUGGAGUACAUGGGCAUCUACCGCGUCCCUGGGAACAACGCCGUGGUGUCCAGCCUGCAGGAGCAGCUCAACAAGGGAAGCACCGAGAUCAACCUGCAGGAUGAGAGGUGGCAGGACCUGAAUGUCAUCAGCAGUCUGUUGAAAUCCUUCUUCCGGAAGCUCCCGGAGCCCCUCUUCACAGACGAUAAGUACAAUGACUUCAUCGAAGCCAACCGGAUCGAAGAUGCCAGCGAGAGGUUGAAGACGUUGCGGAAACUGAUCCGGGACCUGCCGGGACAGUACUACGAGACACUCAAGUUCCUGGUGGGGCACCUGAAGACCAUCGCGGACCACUCCGAGAAGAACAAGAUGGAGCCCCGGAACCUGGCCCUGGUCUUCGGCCCCACGCUGGUCCGGACGUCCGAGGACAACAUGACGGACAUGGUGACGCACAUGCCAGACCGCUACAAAAUCGUGGAGACCCUCAUCCAGCAUUCGGACUGGUUCUUCAGCGACAAGGAGGACAAGGGGGAGAAGACCCCUGUGGACGAGAAGGAGGCACAGUCGGUGCCGAACAUCGAGUACCUGCUCCCCAACAUCGGGAGGACGGUGGUGCCAGGGGACGCCUCAGAUUCAACCAAUAGCAGCUCUGCCAAAUCGAAGAGCUCGGGGGCGCCCCGGAAGGAGCAGUACAACAAGGAGCUGCUCGCCAUCUCCUUCAUCGCCGCCGUCAACCGCAAGAGGAAGAAGCGGCGGGAGGCCAAGCGUUUGGGGAGCAGCACGGACGACGACUCGGAGCACGAGGCCACCAAGAGCGCCGGCAAAGGCAGAGCGGAGGAGGCCAAGGACGGGGGCGCGGAGGAGGAAGAGGCCAAGGGGCCGGGGCGCAGCGCAGCCCCCGGAGAGCCAGGCCCAAAGCGUGAUGCUCCGAGUCGCCGAACGGGCGUGGAGGAGCCGGCGGGACCGAGGGAGCCGGCGCCGGACGCCCGGUCCAUCGUCUCGGGCUACUCCACCCUGUCCACCAUCGACCGCAGCCUGUGCUCCGAGGUGCAGUCGGUGGCCGAGAGCCGAGGCGAGGAGGCGGACGACGAGCGCAGCGAGUUCAGCCACGUGGAGACGGACACGGAGAGCAGCUUCCUGCCGGGGAGAGCGGGGCCGGGCGCCGGGCAGGGGCCCGAGGCAGAGAGCGGCGAGAAGGAGAAGCUCGCCCGGGCCUCCUUCAACUCCCACCGGCUCAUCCAGUGCGACACGCUGGCCCGCCGGAAGCUGGCGAGGCCCCGGCCGGACAGCGAGUCGUCGGCCCAGGGCAGCCAGGAGUCCCUGCGGCCCCCGGGGGCCGGCGGGGCCCCGGCCAGGCCCUCGCUGACGGAGCAGAUCCGCCUGCGCUUGCGGGGCUCGGCCGACGACAUGCUGGCCGUGCCCCUGCGCAAGCCGCACUCCCCGGAGACGCGGCGCAAGAAGAGCUCCUGGCGGCGCCACACGGUGGUGGUGCCCGGCGGCCUGAAGGAUCUCAACUUCAACGAGUGGAAGGAGCAGCAGGCGCCGGGCCUGGGGCCCCCCGCGGGUCCCGAGCUCGGCCCCCCGGACGCCGGCGCCUCCUGCAGGGACCUGCACAGAGACAACAAGGACUCGGGCCUCAGCAGCCUGGAGUCGACCAAGGCCAGGCCCUCCUCGUCCUCGGCACUGAGCCACCAGGGCGGCGCCGGCGAGCAGCAGCACAGUAGGGGCCCGGAGGGGAACCCUGGCGACCGGGGCCCGGCUCCCACGCGCGCAGCUUCCUUCCGCUUCCACCAGUGUCUCUAACCCCCUCCAGACCCUGAGGUCUGGCUGUCUCUGCUUUCCCUCCCCGCCAUCCCUUUCUCCCCCUGUGGGGCCUCUUGUGGCGAAGGCUGAGGACCCGUCUCCGGGCGGUUCCCCAUCCACCCAGUGCCAGGCGCUGCACAGAGGUAGGAGCUCCCUCGAGGGGCGAGCAGCCACUUGCCCUGAUUUUGCCGGCCUUGCCCCUGAAGCGUCCCUUGGCCUUUCUCACGGGGCUCCCGAGGCUGCCGGAGACGGCCCCUCGCUGCCCUGGCCGCGCUGCCUAGCCGGCGCUUGGGCGUGGCGUUAAUUGAACGACCCUCCCUUGGUUUGUGGAUUUAAUCGUGGGUCUCUUUAAUUUGGCUCCCUUUUUAAGACUCCCCCACCCCUGGGGGGGGGAACGUCCGCAACUCGGAGCGUCCCGGCCUCGCCACAGAGCCAGGAUCCCAGCCCUUUGGGUCCAGCCCGCAGCUGGGACGGGUGGGCGGUCACCGCGCACCCACAGGAAGCACUUGGCCUGACAGGCAACCCCUCCCCGGCCUCACGGCCCCCCCAGCACAUCUCCCUGCAUGGCUGUGGGGUCCCUGAGGCUGCCAGAUCCUCUCUGCUGCCCCCCCAGACCUCACCAGGCGGAGUGUGCCUGGCUCUCGCUGCCCCACCCCUUGAUGGGGGAUCCCGCGGUUGCUGCCAAGGGCUGCUCCCCCCUGACACGGGAGGUGGGGGAGGGGGAAGGAUGCUCCGAUUUCCAUGAGACCAUUGCCAGUCCCCCGCUGCCAGCCUCCAAACCGCCUCGCAGCCGGAGCUGGUGCCUCUGAAAUGCUGCCACAGCUCUGGCAUCACAUUACUGGGCCCCCCCAGCCCCCCUCGGCUCAGAGAACAUGCCCCUGUGCAAGGAAACGUGGGGUGGCUUCGAACACAGGGUCCCUGGCACCCCAGUCCCAGCCCGUCCUGCCUGCCCCAGAGUGGGGCCCCCCUUUCCCAAACCGGUUUCCCCCCUCCCCCCGGGGCAGUCCAGGGGGAGCGUGUGUGCCGUGGCUGUGCCCCGUGGAGCCCGUUCCUGGGGUGCCCCUGUGUCCAGCGUGAGUCAGCGCUGGGUAAUGGGGAGCUGUAGGUGUGUUGGCUUCAUUGGCACAUGUGCUCCGUGACACACGCCCGCUGGCACCAGGUGCGGGAUCCGCUCGCGUGAAUGCUGGGAAAUGGCCCUCGUGCCAAGGGGCCCUUUGUUCCCCAGCCACUCCCCUGUGCCAGGCCGGGCCAGGUCCUGCUCUCUGCCAGGGAGGAGGUCCCGGGGGCAGGUGGUGCUGUUGUUUGCCAGCCUGCAAAGCCACAGGGGAAGGAGCUUCCAGUGGCCCAUUCCCCUCCAGGCGUGGGAGUUUUCCUUGCACGCCCACCGCCCCGGCGUGCCCGUCACCCUUCCCCAAGCUCCCCCCACCCCGCCAGUGUAGCUGCUGGUGAUUCUACCCACACUGUGUGCGGCAGGGAAAUCCAGCCAGGGAAGGUACGUGGGCCAGCCAGGAACAUUCGGGGAGGAGGGAGGAAUCCACCGGCGUCACUGGGGCCUAGAGUUCAGCCCCGAGCACUCGGCAGCUGCCCUUCCUCCCCGGACACAACCCUCUGCGGCCCGAGGCCUCCUGCCCCUGUGUCUGGAUGGGGGGUUCACACUCAGCAGCUCAUGCUGCCUAGCAGGUAGGCUGAGAGGGGCGAAGCCGCCCAAGGUUCGGCCGUCCGGUGGGAAUCGGGCACUCCCAGCGGGGCUGGGGGGGUCUUUGGCAGGCUCAGCCUGGCUGGGCAGCCCCUGGCGAGCAGGUGGAGGAGGCAGCUGGGAGCAGGAGCGUUAGGUGACCCAGCCAGGCAGGUUGCAGCCCUUUUGAGAAGCAGGGCUGGGCUGGGCCGGGUGUGAGCGAGCGGCACGGGUGCGCACAGGGCCCAGAAGUGGCCCUGCAGAGAGCAGCCAGGCCCAGGUCCCGUGGUGCACGGCGCUGGGAGAAGUCAGGGCUCACGUGACUGAGACUCCAUCUCUCGAGUCAGGCCCUUGCUAGCAGCGCUGACCAGGGAAAUGGCCCGGGGUAAACCCAUAGGGCCCACUGGUGCCAUCCGGCCCCGAGCCGGGGAGGAGCAUGUGGGCAGCCCAGUGUUAAUGCUGCAGCCCCGGUGCCAGGUGGGUGCGAAAGCAACAGUGCCCGUUCCCCAGGCUGUUCAGUCCCAGUCACCACCUUGCACAGCCCGGCUUUUAGCCCCACCAGCUCGCUUCCUCCUGGCCCACACGUUCCCAGCGACAGGCCUGGCCUGUUUGUGUCUCACCGCACGGUUGGUUCCCCCCCAGCACUCACUGGCUGCCCCUCGGUGCCCACCUGAAUCCUUGCCCCCCACCUGCCCAGAACAGCUGGGCCACGUGCACCUGCCGUGCUCAAUAGGGUUGCACCCCAUGGCUGGGAGCCAGAGCGCGCUCCCGCAGAGAGCGGACACUUCCUAGAGCCCGGCAAGAACUGAGUUUGACUGCAGGGCUUGCCGGAGCACUUUGCAGAGCAUGUGGACGGCACAAGGGCUGCAGCGUUCAAACCCCUCCGAGAGGAGCGUGUCCACCCUGCGAAACUCCCCUCGCCCUCCCCUGCUCUUUUCACCCAGGAACUUACCAGGCUGACCUCGCCUUAGACGCCAGCGGCCUCGUUUGUGGUUUGUUUUCCGUCACGCCGCCAGCAGCCCAGCGCUUGGGCCACCCGCCCAGCUGGGGGCACCGAUCGCUGCCUGUCGGCUCAAAGCGCUUUCGCAAGCGAUGCAGCCGCCUUCGGGGGGGGGUCGCAGCAGCUGUACCAGCGUGCGCGGGGCGGGCUGGGCCGGGGCGAAGGGAUCCAAUGGGACCUGGAGGGGCGCUGCAGGUAGGUAAGGCUGAUCGUAUGUAAACUGGAAUUUGGCUAGCCCUGGCGGCCUGUCUCUCGCUACAAACAUAGUGCCAUGGAAGAUUUUGCAUUGCUCCGCGUCAGGAGAGCUGACAUUGGCAUGAGAUCAUUUAUCCCGGGUAACUGGGGCCGGGCAGCGUAUUGAUUCCAUGCAGAGAAAGUCCCACUUUCCACCAAGCAAGCAAGCGUCCGUCGUCCUUUGCAGUUGUUUAUAUUUUUCCUCUUGAAAAUGGUAAACUGUGUUUUCAUGCUGCUAUAUUAUUUGUAAUAAUUUGGGGGGGUCCCUUUUCGGUCAAAAUUAAAAACAACCCUCCCCCCGCCAAAUCCAAUGCACCCGUCUCUGUGUUUAGAAAAAAGCCAACUGCAGCCCAGCCCCGUGCCAGGCGAUUGUCUUAAUGAACUAGGGGGACUGUCUCUGCAGUGACCGUCUAGCUGCCCACUACGGCGCGGGGGCUCGGAAGGGACGCCACGCCGCAUCUUCCGCUCCACACUGCAGCCAUUCCAAUGAGAGGCCUUGGGGGGAUUUUAAAAAUAAAAUAAAAAAAACCUUACUCCAGUUUAUGCAUCGUUCUUACUUUAUGCAAAUAAUUGCUGUAAAGUUCUUUUUGUUUUCAUUUUGUGUGUGUAAAUAUUGUCUUUAAAUGUGUAACAUAUUACAAAGAAUUUAUAAGGAUUUUUUUAAGAAGUUUCGCUCAUUUGAAAAAACCCAGAAGAAAACCACCAAGUGCUGUAACCGUGUUGAAUUUUUAAAACCUUUCUGCAUGUGUCAUUUUUUUCCCUUGAUGUGUUGUAAAAGGUCAGCCAUGUAUAUGGAACAUGCAAAACUAAAAAAAAAACCACAAAAACCACCUGGUUUGGAACUAGCCCUCGCCGACGUACAGGUCUAUAUGUUGGCAAUAAAGCGGCAUAUUCAAGGAA
Caretta caretta (loggerhead turtle) is the source of this 9564-nucleotide messenger RNA. It is a transcript of the gene ARHGAP23, whose product is annotated as Rho GTPase activating protein 23. Lineage: Eukaryota; Metazoa; Chordata; Testudines; Cheloniidae. Gene Ontology annotation, biological process: signal transduction. Gene Ontology annotation, molecular function: protein binding. The record is from RefSeq and is a predicted model, not a curated record.